GAAGAUGCUCGCGGCACUCAAGUCCACCAAAGAUUGUGCCCUAUCGGCUCCUCUUUACUGGUUCGAGACCCAUUUUUGACCAGAGCAAAGGCGAUGAGGAACUGAGUCCGAGACAAUGGGGUGGCCACCUGCACAGAAACCGGAGGACUCAAAAGAAGAGCACGGAGGCCCGGCCCAGACGGACGUCUGUGCUACUCAAGUUUCAGAAGAGUUCCUCAGGUCCUGUACUGAUGAGGUACUGAGUUCUGGUUCCAUCAGCUUCUCUGGAGAACUGCAAUCCUGUUCAUACACCUCUGAGAGCCCACUAGAGACCGAAACGCCGACUAAAAGUUCGGAAGAACAAGGCGAGCAGUCAGAACUUUCAGUCUUACAGAAGGAUGAAAAUAAGCUGAGUGAAAAGUGGAUCAACCACCUCAAGAGCAAAGAAAUUCAUUCUGAAAGAUAUCAGUCCGACCUUAGACUCCCACCAGAAAUCCCUAAGGAAUCCGCAGAAGAAUUGACUGCCCUGCGGUCUUUUUGUACUAAAAAAGUAAAUUUGAUCCACCAGAAAGAGGAUUCAAGAGCUAAGAAAAGCAACAGAUCCAAAAGGCUGCAGCUCAGAUGGAUUGCAGAGACCACAGAGGUAGAUGCUUUCAAUUGUACAAUCCCUGAUGAACUGUUGAACAGAAUCUAUUUGGAAAACACGAGAGCGACUCUAGCGUACAUAGAGGCGAUUACCCAACACAUUUCUUCCCAGUGCCCCAGCUGUAAUAGCAAAAGAGCAGAGCUGGCUCAGUCUGACUUCCUGAGACGAAGGAGGACUUUACUGCAGUCACUACUACUCCAAGAGAAAAUAGAUGAACACCUUCAUACCACAGACUUUCUCACCCGUGUUGGAGAAGCACAUCAGGACUUCCCCAGGCUUUCAGAUGAUCCUGGGAUCAUCUGGAAGCGACUGACUGAGAAAAUGCGGAAGGGAAGUUCUGGCUUUGGGCGGGCAUAUUCAAAUAGGUGUGAAGACUGUACGAAUCCUUGAAGUUGUAAUCAGGAUCAGAUGAGCUUCUGAGGGUGAGAUGUCUAUGAAGUCAUCAGUGCCUUUGGAUAAGGAGCUAGCUGGAUCCCUUCCUAGCACUAGCUUCAACUUUUAUUAGAAACUGAGACAUGAGUUUUACAAAGAGUGUUGUAUUUUAUAUUUUUUUCUGAGUAA
Arvicanthis niloticus (Nile rat) is the source of this 1186-nucleotide messenger RNA. It is a transcript of the gene C16H8orf48, whose product is annotated as chromosome 16 C8orf48 homolog. The record is from RefSeq and is a predicted model, not a curated record. Lineage: Eukaryota; Metazoa; Chordata; Mammalia; Rodentia; Muridae.